Molecule: messenger RNA, 2271 nt
Organism: Cinclus cinclus
Lineage: Eukaryota; Metazoa; Chordata; Aves; Passeriformes; Cinclidae
Gene: LARGE1
Product: LARGE xylosyl- and glucuronyltransferase 1
Exons: 14
Coding region: 1-2271 (756 amino acids)
Biological process (GO): protein O-linked glycosylation via mannose
Molecular function (GO): xylosyltransferase activity; glucuronosyltransferase activity
Source: RefSeq, a predicted model, not a curated record
AUGCUGGGAAUCUGCAGAGGGCGACGGAAAUUCCUGGCUGCCUCUCUGACCAUCCUUUUUGUCCCAGCCAUUACGUGGAUUUAUCUGUUUUCUGGGAGUUUCGAAGAUGGGAAGCCGGUGUCGCUGUCCCCGCCGGAGUCGCAGCCGCACAGCCCUCGGUACACGGCGUCGAGCCAGCGGGAGCGCGAGAGCCUGGAGGUGCGCGUGCGGGAGGUGGAGGAGGAGAACCGCGUGCUGCGCAAGCAGCUCAGCCUGGCCCAGAGCCGGGGCCCCGCGCAGCGCCACGGCAACCGCUCCAAAACCUACUCCAUGGAAGAGGGCACGGGCGACAGCGAGAGCCUGCGCGCUGGCAUCGUGGCGGGAAACAGCUCCGAGUGCGGCCAGCAGCCGGCGGUGGAAAAGUGCGAGACUAUCCACGUUGCCAUUGUCUGUGCAGGGUACAAUGCCAGUCGGGAUGUUGUCACACUUGUCAAGUCUGUCCUAUUUCACAGGCGAAACCCACUCCACUUUCACCUCAUCGCAGAUGCAAUUGCCAAACAGAUCCUGGCAACUCUGUUCCAGACGUGGAUGGUCCCUGCUGUGCGCAUCGACUUCUAUGAUGCAGAUGAGCUCAAGUCUGAAGUGUCCUGGAUCCCCAACAAACACUACUCUGGGAUUUACGGGCUGAUGAAGUUGGUUCUGACUAAGACUCUACCUUCCAAUCUUGAGCGAGUCAUUGUCCUCGACACAGACAUUACAUUUGCCACUGACAUUGCUGAGCUAUGGGCCGUCUUUCACAAGUUCAAAGGGCAGCAAGUUCUUGGCUUAGUGGAGAACCAGAGUGAUUGGUAUUUGGGCAACCUUUGGAAGAACCAUCGGCCCUGGCCAGCACUUGGGAGGGGCUACAACACAGGGGUGAUCUUGCUGCUUCUGGAUAAGUUGAGGAAGAUGAAGUGGGAGCAGAUGUGGAGACUGACGGCGGAGCGGGAGCUGAUGAGCAUGCUGUCCACUUCACUGGCUGACCAGGAUAUCUUCAAUGCAGUCAUCAAACAAAAUCCCUUCCUUGUCUACCAGCUCCCAUGUUUCUGGAAUGUGCAGCUUUCUGAUCACACCCGUUCUGAGCAGUGCUACAGAGAUGUGUCUGACCUGAAGGUGAUUCACUGGAACUCACCGAAGAAGCUGCGAGUGAAAAACAAGCAUGUGGAGUUUUUCCGCAACCUCUACCUGACAUUCCUGGAAUACGAUGGGAAUUUGCUGAGACGGGAACUCUUUGGCUGCCCCAGUGAAGCAGAUGUGAACAGUGAAAAUCUCCAGAAGCAGCUGUCUGAGCUGGACGAGGAUGACCUGUGCUACGAAUUCCGUCGGGAGCGCUUCACCGUCCAUCGCACGCAUCUGUAUUUUCUGCAUUACGAGUACGAGCCCGCUUCAGACAGCACCGAUGUGACCCUGGUGGCACAACUGUCCAUGGACAGGCUCCAGAUGCUUGAAGCCAUCUGCAAGCACUGGGAAGGUCCCAUCAGCCUGGCACUCUACCUUUCUGAUGCAGAAGCCCAGCAGUUCCUGCGCUAUGCUCAGGGCUCAGAAGUCCUGAUGAGCCGCCACAACGUUGGCUACCACAUCGUGUACAAGGAGGGGCAGUUCUACCCUGUGAACCUGCUCAGGAACGUGGCCAUGAAGCACAUCAGCACACCAUACAUGUUUCUGUCCGACAUCGACUUCCUGCCCAUGUAUGGACUCUACGAGUACCUCAGGAAGUCUGUCAUCCAGCUAGACCUAGCUAACACCAAGAAAGCUCUGAUUGUACCUGCCUUUGAGACCCUACGCUACCGCCUCUCCUUCCCCAAGUCAAAAGCAGAGCUGUUAUCUAUGUUGGACAUGGGAACCCUCUUUACAUUCAGGUACCACGUCUGGACGAAAGGGCACGCGCCAACAAAUUUUGCCAAGUGGCGAACAGCCACCACCCCCUACCGCGUGGAGUGGGAAGCAGACUUUGAGCCAUACGUCGUCGUCAGGAAGGACUGCCCAGAGUAUGACAGGCGCUUCGUGGGAUUUGGCUGGAACAAAGUAGCUCACAUCAUGGAGCUGGAUGCACAGGAGUACGAGUUCACGGUGCUGCCCAACGCCUACAUGAUCCACAUGCCGCACGCGCCCAGCUUCGACAUCACCAAGUUCCGCUCCAACAAGCAAUACCGCAUCUGCCUCAAGACGCUCAAGGAGGAGUUCCAGCAGGACAUGUCACGCCACUACGGCUUCGCGGCGCUCAAGUAUCUCACGGCAGAGAACAACAGUUAG